Messenger RNA from Pungitius pungitius (ninespine stickleback), 5303 nucleotides. Its product is annotated as pleckstrin homology domain-containing family G member 3-like. The record is from RefSeq and is a predicted model, not a curated record. Gene Ontology annotation, biological process: regulation of establishment of cell polarity. Gene Ontology annotation, molecular function: guanyl-nucleotide exchange factor activity; small GTPase binding. The transcript is spliced from 17 exons. NCBI's taxonomy places the organism in Eukaryota, Metazoa, Chordata, Actinopteri, Perciformes, Gasterosteidae. Bases 956 to 4501 code for a protein of 1181 amino acids.
UCUGUUGAGGAAGAUCAUGAGAUGUAAAUGAAAGGUCCAGAACAAGCUCAACUAUGCGAGCAGCGGAGCAGAGGCCUCUGUUCGUUGAGUCAAUACACUGAUCACAAAGGUGUCUUUGUAUAAAGCUACCUUCAGUCCAACUGUGUCCUUGUGUCUCUGACGGCCUGUCUGUCACAGAUCCGUCCUUGUUGUCGUCUGCGUUCAUGAGUGCCGUCUUUCUUCCAGUCGUUGGUGGAGGGAACCGACAGCUCCACGUCAGAGACAUCACACACACAGAAGACAAUGCCCUCUGUCUCUGAACCUUCUAACUCCUGUCUGUUCAAAAACUAAAAACAUUUUUAAAAGUUUAAAAAGUCAGACGUUUAUUGAUUAUCAAUCAUCUUAAAAUGCUGCAUUAAUGGACUCGGCCCUCUUUUAAAGAUUCAUAAUAUCUGUGAUGCACCUGAUGCAUCAGUACGUUCAAACCUUUAAAUAAUCAGGAACUAAUCAAUUAUUACUUAUUUCUCAUCAUUAUUAUUCAUAGUGUCUAAUAUUUUAUUCCAUGCUAUAAACUACAAAAGCUAAAGAGAUGAUGUCACUCUCGUAAUCCAGUCCCUUCAUAAUGUGAUGUCAUCAUAAAGCACCUUCUUAGAGUUCAGUCCGGCAGGUGGCAGGUCUGUCCCUCACACUGAGAUUAAUUGGAUUAGGCCCCGCCCCCCUCUGAUGUCACAGUGGCAGGUCGGUCCCUCCGAGCUGAGCCGUCCAUAAGGGUCCUCGUCUCAGCCACCCUGCAGACGCUGUGUUUGAGGUACGCUGGGAUUUUACACAACUUAAUCGUGUUAUUGAUCCUAUCAGCAGGACAAAGAACUAGACAGACUCCUGCUGCCUGUCUGCUGCCCCCCCCAUCAGUAAUGAGCGCGCCCCGUCAGCCUCGCCCUCCGACUCCUCCGACCCCCGCCCUGCGAGCCUAAUCUCCAUGCUGUCCUCCGGAUCCUCCCGGAGCGGUGACCUGGACCUGAUCCCUGCGGGGGCUGAGAAGGGGGCGGGGCCGUACCCGGGUCCCGACACCAAGGGGCGGAGCGAUAUUGACAGCAAAGAGUCCACAAAAAGAAUGCCGCCGAACCCUCAGCCGACCUAUUUGGACCGGGUCGUCAUGGAGAUCAUCGAGACCGAGAGGAUGUAUGUCAGAGACCUGCGCAUGAUUGUGGAGGACUACCUGGCUCACAUCAUUGAUCAGUGCGACCUAUCGAUCCGUCCUGAGCAGGUCUGUUCCCUGUUUGGAAACAUCGAGGACAUCUAUGAAUUCAACAGCGAGCUGCUUCAGGCUUUGGAUCUCUGUGACAACGACCCGGUCGCCGUCGCCAGGUGCUUCGUCCUGAAGAGUGAGUACUUUGAGAUCUACACACAGUACUGCACCAACUACCCAAACUCCGUGGCCUCUCUCACUGACUGCAUGAGGAACAAAUGUCUGGCCAAGUUCUUCCGUGACCGGCAGGCGUCGCUGAAGCGCUCGCUGCCUCUGGGCUCGUACCUGCUCAAACCAGUCCAGAGGAUCCUCAAGUACCACCUGCUGCUCCAGGAGAUAGCAAAGCACUUUGACCCCCAGGAGGCAGGCUAUGAGGUGGUGGAGGAGGCCAUUUACACCAUGACGGGCGUCGCCUGGUACAUCAACGACAUGAAGAGGAAGCACGAGCACGCCGUCAGACUGCAGGAGGUCCAGUCUCUGCUGCUGAACUGGAAGGGUCAGGACCUCACCACCUACGGGGAGCUGGUCCUGGAGGGAACCUUCAAGGUCCACCGGGCGAAGAACGAGAGGACGCUGUUCCUGUUUGAGCGCAUGCUGCUCAUCACCAAGCGCCGCGGAGACCACUAUGUGUACAAGACACACAUCUCUUGCUCCACUCUGAUGCUGAUCGAAAGCGCCAAAGACUCUCUGAGCUUCAGUGUGACUCAUUACAAACACCCCAAGCAAGCCCACACCGUUCAGGCGAAGUCGGUGGAGGAGAAAAAGCUUUGGGCUCAUCACAUCAAACGCAUAAUUCUGGAGAACCACAAGGCCGUCAUCCCUCAGAAGGCUAAAGAGGCCAUCUUGGAAAUGGACUCCAUAUAUGCUCCCAGGUAUCGGUACAGCCCUGAGCGGCUGAAGAAGGCUUUGUCCUGUCAGUCUGACGAGUUUCCACCGGACGGUCGUCAGGGACAACGACAGUCCGAGCCAAUCCAAAAAACACUGAAAAGCAGCAAAGUCAUCGUCAAGGAGGACGAAUGCAGAGUCUCCUUCGACAGCUGUGAGCAGAAAAAUGGCUGUUUUCCUGAGGAAGAAGAGCCAGGUGAAACCGAACCAUCAACCGGACAGGUAGACGAGAGAGCAGCAGGCGGCUCGCAGUCUUCCUCAGACAAGCAGAAGAAGCCAGACUCUGAACCAACAGGACUGCCUGAAUCAGAACCUUCUGAUCCGGAACGUUUGUCUGAUCCACACAAACGUUCCGGAUCAGAGGAUUGCCGGAUCGCAGCCCCUCCUCAAAGGUCAGAGGAGAAGAAACCAGAAGGACAUCCGGAGUCCACGGAGCAACCGACUUCCGCCACAACCGACUCAGACUCCAGGACCCUGAGCAGCGCAGAGUCCUCAGAGGACGAGGAGGAGGCCAAGGAGGUGCCGGCAAAGGAGGGCGAAGCCGUCAGCAUCCUUCCCUCGUCCGUCCUGGACAAAGCCGGCGCUAUCGCUCAGCACUUCAGCAGCGUGAAGCGAAGCGGGUCGGCCCCGGAUGAGGGCCACUCGCUUGGCUCUGGGUCGCCACGGUUACGGAGCCAAACCGGCAGCUUCUGUGCCGAACCCUCGGCGGACCUGACCCUUCUGUCCCCACGGGAAGACGUCUUUUUAGACGUCGAUCGGGGGAUCCGACAGAGGCGGGACUCCGCCCUGUCCAAGCAGGACCAGCUGCUCAUCGGCAAAAUCAGGAGCUACUAUGAGAACGCCGAGAGCGAGGACGCCGCCUUCAGCCUCCAGCGCAGGGAGAGUCUGACGUACAUCCCCACCGGGCUGGUCCGGAGCUCCGUCAGCCGGCUCAACAGCAUCCCGAAGGACGAGGCGGUCCACACCGAUCCCUCAAGCCUGGAGUCAGCUCUGCCAGCGGAUACCUGGGGUCACAUGGCCUCUACUGAGUCCCUGGACUCUUUCAAGUCCGAUCAGAGAAGCACCGAUCCAGAGGAUCUAGAAGACAUCCGCUGGUCAAGGUCUCACAGCUUGCAGGAGAAUCCUUCUGAUGAUGAAGAGUUCAGACCUUCUUCUGAAAUGAUUACGGUCUGGCAGACGAUGGAGCGAGAGAUCGGCCGAUCUCAAGGCGACGCCGGGGGUCUUCCACGGCCCCAAGAAGUUCUGAGCGGGGCCAAGAUCAUCCUGCCAGACACGGCUGAGGCCUCCAGCAGCAGCUGUCACAGAGAGGAAUCCGUUAGUUCUUCACCCCCCCGGCUUAGAUCCUCUACUGAGAGUCGUACAGGAUGUCUGAAGGAGAUGCUGAAGGUGUUUGGGGAAGAGGGGAUUAGCCUCAGAGCUCCGGUUCUUCGCGUUGCCCGGCUGAAGUCCAAAGAGGAACCGGUCACCGAGGACUCAGACCCACUGGACGACGUUGACUCAAAAAGCAAAGUCCUCAAUCUGGCCCGUCGGUACAGCCAGCGGAUCAAAACCACCAAGCCGAUGGUCCGACAGCGGAUUCCUGGGGUCCUCGUGGGGGGGAGGACUUUACUCUGUGUGGAGGAGGAGAAGCAGGCAGCAGAUAAACCCAACAUUCCUCAUAACCAGGCCACUUCUCCACCGCCCAACCCCGUGGACCCAAACCGGCCUGUGAAACCGGGUCGAGCUCGCUCCCGCAGCCCUCUGACCCCCCCCACUGAGUGUUUCCACUGGCCCGACGUCCGAGAGCUGCGCUCCAGAUACUCGGACCAGGACCGCCCCCCGAAGAGCCCCGUGGGCCGCAGCCUCUCCAUCCCAGAGCAGCUGUGUGACGGAGGUCUGAGGAGGCGCUCCAGCUGCUCCUCGGAGCACCUCCUCGCGGAGGGGGGGUCGCAGGAGAGGGACGAGCGCAGCAGGCGUCUGCACCGAGCCAAAUCUCUGGACCUGCGGCCGGGCGGAGCGCACGCGGCCGACGUGCAGGAGCUGCAGGAGCGCGUCGCUAACGGUUACUACGUGGCGGCGGAGGCGGCGCUGCCUGGCGACGAGCAGCACAAGAUCCUGGUGAUGGAGAAGCUUCCGGACUCCCAGUCGCCGGUUGCAGAAGACGACUACGUCCAGAUCCGCUCCCCCACCAGCAGGGAGAAGAUCUCCAUCAUGGCCGUCAUGGACCGCUGCCGGGUCUACCAGGACUCUGACGAGUACCGGCGGAGGGAGGACGGAAAGACCUCAUCCGAGUCCUCCGGUCGUCAGGACGACCAGCCGAAGGCGGGGGGGUCGAACCCCCGCCCGAGGACGGAGGGCGGUCAGAAGAGCGUCGUGAAGAGUCUGAGAGAGAAGUUCCAGAGCCGGAGCUGAGGAGCAGAAGAAGAUUCACACAUAUGGAAAUAUGCUUGUUAAGUCUAUGAAAUAAUCAUUUUCCACAUCUAUUUUUAGCUUUUUAUGUAAAAAAAACAAACAAAUAACACAAGGUCCUCGCUGGUAUUUAAGAAAUGAAUAAAUCCAAAACAAUAUGUGAAUAUCUGUAAUAUUUGGUGAGCAUUUGGCUUCUUUUGUCACAUGUUGUUUUAUAUGAUAUCCUAUCAUAGUAUGCUAUGUUAUUUUAUAUAAUGUUAUAUUUUGAUGUGUUAUUUUCCUGCAGUCAGUGAACUAACCACUACAGUCACUUUGUUUAUUCUCAUUUUGUAGAUGAAAUUGUAGGAAGUCUUUUUAGUGGGACAUCUUCAGAGGAAAACUAUGAACCAGAAAUGAGGAUUUUAUGACCAAAAAACCAACUUUGUUUCAUUUCAAGCGUUACUUUACCAACGAGACUCCAAACCAGGGACAUAUUUAACUUUAACCUGCUGUUUGAAUGAUAAUUAUUAUUAUUAUUAUACAUGACGAGUCAACCGCUAACAUCUGGUGAUGUUUGGUGGGACACAAACGUCUAGAAUGUGUCUUCAUAUGUUCACGAAUCAGGAACAUUUAUUACCAUAAUAUGUCAGAUCUAGGAAUUAGACAGUAAGACAAGGUAAUGGCAUGUUGAAUGUUUGGUAUGUCUCAUGUAUGUAGUGGAGCAUCACAGCUUAUGACGUAAUAAAGUCAUCAUGAGACAGCUGAGCUUUCUGAUAUGUGAUACACACUGAAGCUGAUAAUCAAUAAAAGAGAACUAGAAACAUCA